GCGCGUUUGAGUUGCCUAGCAACCGAGUGGCGCCCGCGCGCGGGAGCCUGAAGACAAGCCCCGCCUUCUUGUCCCUCCUGCUUCCCUGCCGGCUGUUGCUAGGCGGCAAAAGGCUGCAGCUCCGUGUAGGCGGCAAGUGCGGCGAAGAGAAGGCGGCUCCUUGGCGUCCUGCCGCGCUGGGAACCAGCUUUGCCUUCACCAUUGGAUGCCCGGCUGUGAUGGGAAUCCUGUGAGCUGAGAACUGUAUGUUCCAAGCCAUUCCCAUCUCCAACCCCUAAGGAGAAAUACUGAAUUGACUCUGAAGGCUCUGCAUCACUAAGAUUACUUCUUUGUAGGGACAAUGAAAAAGUCCUCAAAUACAACAGAUACUCGUGCUCCAAAAUCAGAUAGUCAGCUCCCAGAAAAAAUCCACAAGACACAACCGGCACGUGCUGCAAAGAAAAAGGCAAGAAAAGAAGACAUUGCAGCAACAAAAAUACAGAAAGCCUGGCUCGUUUAUGUGGACAAAACAUUGUUUAAACUCCUAAAACACACAAUUUGUGCAGCGGAAUAUUGUGUGGCACAUGAACUACUGAAGAAAGUAAGCCCCAAAGAGGCUGCACUUGUUAAAGAUCCUAGCAUGAAGUGUAAAGUCAGAUUUCGAUUUGGUGGUGAAAAGUUUCCACCUUUUAUCAUGUUCAAAAUUUUUUUUAAAAAUGAUGGCCACGGUAACAAGUAUUUCAGCGGGAAAGAUUUACUAAAGCCGUCAAGUAAGGCAGUGGCUGAUGCUUACAAGAUAAUGGGAGAAAGGCUAUUUUAUCAACAAAUUAUGGAAGAUGAGCAUUUUUUCCAGAAAUUCAAAGUAACUGAUCGUAUGGAUGUUGUCACAGUGCAAGAUUAUAUGCACUACUGCAGUCUUAUGGAUAAGACCCCUGCAUCAUUUGGUGGCAGGAAUAACCACUGGCGAAGAUUAACCCUCAGAAGCAUUCCCAAAACAAUGAUGAUGUAUGACAUAGUUGAUUAUGCCGAGUCUGGAGUAAUCUCAGACCGUUUACAAAAAGAAAUGAAGUAUUUGUCGCAGAAGCCACAAACAGAAGCGAUGCGUCAGCACCAGCUAGAGACUGUUUCUAAAGUUAGGUAUCCAUCCAUUCCAAUUGUCCGCCCUUUUUACCAGCCUUGGGAUCAGCAAGGUAAAACGAAACAUUUGGGGCGUCGAUCCAAGCAAGCACAAAAGAAGGUUCAAAUGAUGAAACAAGCCUAUAUGGCAGCUAAAGAAGAAAAGGCUUCCUCCAAGGAAGCACAAGCAAAGAAGAAGGUCAUAUUCUACUGUCCAUCUUUUGAAAUUCUGGCAAUUGAAGAAACCCCAUCAAACACCAAACUGGAAAAAGAAGAAAGGGAAUUAUUUGCCUGGUAUCAAGACCUAUAUGUUAAACAUUCCUCAUUGUUUUGAAACACUAAUUGACAGAAAGCAACAGUUGUUUAACAAUAUUGCUGUCUAUAAAUAAAGAGCAGCCAAGUAG
Peromyscus eremicus (cactus mouse) is the source of this 1499-nucleotide messenger RNA. RefSeq names its product chromosome X CXorf58 homolog (gene CXHXorf58). The transcript is spliced from 10 exons. Lineage: Eukaryota; Metazoa; Chordata; Mammalia; Rodentia; Cricetidae. The record is from RefSeq and is a predicted model, not a curated record. The coding region runs from base 341 to 1429 and encodes 362 amino acids.